CCGAGCUCUCACCUUUGACACUUGACACACUCCGGGAAACAGCAAAAAAAAAACUAGAAAAACACCCACAUCGAUGAGUGAUCCGCCAGCCGAUGGCUUAGGGCGCCUCCGCCUCAAGGUGCGUCUGUGGAUCUAUGGAAUCGCCCUGGUGUUCAUUGUCCUCGCUAUUGUACUGCUUAUCAUACCAGGCCUGUUCCGAGGAUAUCCACUAGUUCCAGACAGCGUGGCUACCUAUUGCUUCUUUGGCAUCGGAUUGACCGUCCUCUGCGUCUACGUCAACGUGAUAUGGCUGCGUCGGAAGUUUCCCCUCAACUGGAUAUUCAGCUGCAUCAUUGCAGGCUGUCUGGCAUUGGGAACGGUAUCUGUUCUUUCCGAUCAGCUUACUGAACAGGUACUUCUACUGAGCGUAGAGAUCUUGAUCAUGAUGACAAUGAUGCUGUUGGUUGGUUCAUUUAUACUGCCCGAAUGUCCUACAGUGGUCCAUCUAUUUGUCACCUGGUUCAUAUUCGUUAUCUUCUCCUCGGUUUUGAUGACAGCGGUUUGUGUCCACAUGCAAGAGGUUCUAUACAUGUAUGAAGUAGCCGUUCACUUUGUGUUCUGGCAAGUCAGCUUUCCGCUGAUUGUGUUCCAGGGCCAGGUAAUCUCUGGCUACUGGGGAAACCCGCCGCCCCUCCUCGACAAGCCGCUCUGCUCCGCGAUGGUGCUGUUCGACUUUCUCGCCUCCUACGUCUGCCUGGUCUCCGCUGAUGACAUUGGAUUCGAGUACUACUACUUACGCGGAGAUUCAAAUCAAGAGUUUUUAGUUAGAUCAAUAAAGAGCCAAUACGAAAUCAUAGUGAACAGUUAAACCUCGAAAUAGGAGUUUUAUAUAAAAAUUUAUAGAUUAUUCUGUAAACGAAAACACAUAUUUUGUUAUUUAAACAAUUAAUAUUCACCAAUA
Molecule: messenger RNA, 940 nt
Organism: Drosophila eugracilis
Lineage: Eukaryota; Metazoa; Arthropoda; Insecta; Diptera; Drosophilidae
Exons: 1
Coding region: 74-847 (257 amino acids)
Source: RefSeq, a predicted model, not a curated record